Molecule: messenger RNA, 1933 nt
Organism: Biomphalaria glabrata
Lineage: Eukaryota; Metazoa; Mollusca; Gastropoda; Planorbidae
Product: inactive selenide, water dikinase-like protein
Exons: 8
Coding region: 353-1300 (315 amino acids)
Biological process (GO): L-selenocysteine biosynthetic process
Cellular component (GO): cytoplasm
Molecular function (GO): selenide, water dikinase activity; ATP binding
Source: RefSeq, a predicted model, not a curated record
GAUCCCUUUCAAGGUCGCGUUGCUUAGCGUAUAAGAAAAAAACGCCAUAACUAAACUACAUACGGGCAUUUUUUGCCUUGCCGGGAGGUAGCCAUUUUUUGAGGCAAUAAUCCCAGGUUCUAAACCAAAACAGUAAAAUAUGGAGAUGCGCCGUCCGUUUGAUCCGUUGGCACACGAGUUGGAUCCCAAUUUCCGACUCACAAAAUUUGCUGACCUAAAGGGAUGAGGGUGUAAAGUCUCUCAAGAAGUUUUGCUCAAGCUUCUUGAGGGACUUACUCAGGACAGCAAUGCCCAGGACGCGGAGCAGGCGCAUUUCCAGUAUGGAGCACCAUCUCCGCGAAUCGGUAUUGGAAUGGAUUCGUCUAUCACUCCUCUUCGUCACGGUGGUCUUUCUUUGGUUCAAACAACAGAUUUUUUUUAUCCACUUGUGGAUGAUCCCUACAUGAUGGGCAAGAUAACUUGCGCUAAUGUAUUGAGUGAUCUCUAUGCCAUGGGUGUGACAGACUGUGACAACAUGUUGAUGUUGUUGACUUGCAGCAACAAAAUGACAGACAAGGAACGUGAUGUGAUCAUUCCAAUCAUUAUGAGAGGUUUCAAGGAUGCAGCUGAGGAAGCUGGAACCCAAGUGACUGGGGGACAAACAGUUGUCAAUCCUUGGUUAACUAUUGGAGGUGUGGCCACAGCAGUUUGUCAAUCCAACGAGUACAUUAUGCCAGACAAUGCUGUUGUGGGUGAUGUCCUUGUCUUAACAAAACCUUUAGGUACACAAGUUGCUGUCAAUGCCUACCAGUGGUUAGAUCAGCCUGAAAGGUGGAAUCGGGUCAAACUUGUUGUAUCUGAAGAUGAUGUUCGCAAAGCCUAUCAGCGUGCCAUGUUUAGUAUGGCCAGGCUUAACAGGACAGCUUCCCGACUCAUGCACAAGUACAAUGCCCAUGGGGCUACAGAUGUGACAGGGUUUGGUCUUCUUGGUCAUGCCAACAAUCUUGCGAAAAUACAAAAGAACGAAGUAGGCUUUGUGAUUCACAACUUACCUGUUAUUGCUAAGAUGGCUGCUAUAAGUAAAGCUUGUGGCAAUCUGUUUGGUUUACUGCAAGGGACAUCAGCUGAAACUUCAGGUGGGUUGCUGGUAGCACUGCCAAGAGAACAAGCCGCAGCUUUCUGCAAGGACAUAGAAAAACAAGAAGGUUACCAAUCAUGGAUCAUUGGUAUUGUGGAGAAAGGAAACAGAACAGCCAGAAUUAUAGACAAGCCCCGGGUUAUAGAAGUCCCUGCCAAGGAUCGAGAUGGGGAGCUGUGGUAGCUGUGUUCAUGUUGAAUGUAGUGUAUGUUUUGUUGUAUUUCUUAACAUCACAGAUCUUUAGACUAUAGACAUUUGUUCACUGCAUUGGUGUAGUCUAUAAGACCUAUGUUCUCUGGCAUCAAAUAUUUUAGUUUUAUGUCUAUGUUAAUUAUUGAACAGUUGUAUUGUUUUGUUGCUAAACCUAUUUCUAAUCUAUGACUUAGAAGUUGGCAGUAAAUAAGAGUGUUGUUUUUAGAGUUGCCAGGUUUUUAACAAUUUGCCUUUAAACCAUUUGUGCUGUUAUCUAAAGAUAUUAGAUAUACAGAUAGUUCUUUUGAAUAAAAAAAAAUAAUUAAAUUAUAAAAAAAAAUGUAUGAAAGUAAAACUUAAUUAAUUAGUCAAUUCCUGUCUGUUUUCUGCUGGCCUUGAGCAAGCUGUAGCACAUUACAGAAGGACUUAGUCUAAGAGUUCGCCUUCUGGUCUGCCGCUUUCUUAAUGAAGAUAAUAGAUUCUAAGCCCUGAGGGUCAGUCUAUUUAUGUGAGCUAUGUGAAAGGGGUGGACUUAAAGAACUGAUCAUUUUGUCUUGUCACAUUCAUUGAUCAUUGCCUGUCACCAUCAUAGCCCAUGGUUCAAAUAAAUAAUAUAUAUGAUAA